AUGAUUUUGCUGCAUGAUUUAAAAGAUUUAAACAAGGAUAAAAUAUCUUCCAGUUUAAAGAGCUACCUUGGUCAGAAAACCUAUCUACAAUGGCCAAAAGAUUCCUCCCAAAACCCUGCUUUUUGGUUGAGAUUAAAAGAGGCUCUAGAUUUCGGUGAUGUGCAAAAUGGCAAUGGAGGCAUAAGUCGGAAUGGUGCCAAUGAAAAUAUGAUACAGGACAACACCAAUGAAGGCAUCAGGCAGGAUGGUGCCAGUGAAUGUGGAAGAUGGAAUGAUGUCCAAAAUGGCAAUGAAGGCGUAACUCUGGAUGGUGCCAAUGGUGCCAAUGAUGCGAUACAGGACAACACCAAUGAAGGCAUCAGGCAGGAUGGUGCCAGUGAAUGUGGAAGAUGGAAUGAUGUCCAAAAUGGCAAUGAAGGCGUAACUCUGGAUGGUGUCAAUGAUGCGAUACAGGACAACACCAAUGAAGGCAUCAGGCAGGAUGGUGCCAAUGAAUGUGGAAGAUGGAAUGAUGUGCAAAAUGGCAAUAAAGGCGUAACUCUGGAUGGUGCCAAUGAAGAUGCGACACAGGACAAUAUCAAUGAAUGCAUCAGGCAGGAUUGUACCAAUGAGUGUGCUAGAUGGGAUGAUCCCAAUGAGAGUGGUACCAAUGAUGGAGCCAAAUGGGAUGGUACUCAUGAAGCUAUCCAACAAGAUGGCACUAGAAGGAAAGGUACCAAUAAUGACAUUGUAAAGGAUGAUAUUGAUUUACCAAUUGUCCAUAUGGAUUGGGAUGGGAUCAGUGCUGAUGAAGAGUUCAUCAAACUUAACAUUGAUGCCAUGAAUGAUGCAUGUGACACAUAUCCUAAUGAUGAUUGUGACAGUACACCAUUGCUUCAAUAUUGUACCUAGACUUAUUCUGAUGAUGA
This is a messenger RNA of Owenia fusiformis, 908 nucleotides long. The record is from the annotation of a GenBank genome assembly. Lineage: Eukaryota; Metazoa; Annelida; Polychaeta; Sabellida; Oweniidae.